This is a messenger RNA of Lachancea thermotolerans CBS 6340, 2826 nucleotides long. RefSeq names its product Sin4p (gene SIN4). Lineage: Eukaryota; Fungi; Ascomycota; Saccharomycetes; Saccharomycetales; Saccharomycetaceae. Gene Ontology annotation, biological process: positive regulation of DNA-templated transcription. The record is from RefSeq and is a predicted model, not a curated record. Gene Ontology annotation, cellular component: mediator complex. Bases 1 to 2826 code for a protein of 941 amino acids. The transcript has a single exon.
AUGUCGCUAUUUGGCACUGAAGAUGGUGAGUUUGUUGCUUGGUCCAAGUCUGGUUUGAUUGCAUACCUCGAUUCCAGGUCUUCUCAUGCCAAUUUGUGCAUAACCUUUAUGGAAACGAUCAAUGGUACCAAUUGGAGACUUCAUCCAUGCAAGAGAUACGUUGUUCAUCCACAUUUGCUAGAAACACAAAGCCCCGCGGGUGCUUCAAGUAUAGUUGGAGGUGGCGGCGGUGGAAGCAGCAGGUCUUUUCAUAACCUUAACUCUGUUCACUGGAACAAUCUGUCGAGCCAUACGGGAGAGCAGCUCGCGGCGUGUGAUGAACUGGGAAACCUGACAAUAAUUGCUGCGGGGCAAAGUAUGGAAGGACAAGGUACGCUCGAUAAGAUGAUAGUCCUCUGUCAAGACAACAUAUACAAGACCUAUAAUUUGACUGCACCCUUGCAAGAAGUUAAUCCCGCUGCGAAAAUCUACCGGAAACAAGCCAAGAAAGAGGUUCAUACAACAAUCAUAGAGUUUAUGUGGAUCGGAACCCAGAAACCUGUGUUGACAAUGUUAGGCGCUCGCAAAGAUUCAACGACAUCUACUUUCCACAGCCAAAUUCAGCAAUGUCAACCUUAUGGACUGUUCCACCCAGCAUCAAUAAAAUCUGCGUUCAUAGCGUUAAGAAGGGGCGGGCAGCUAGAUUUCUGGUACCAAUUUUCCAACUCGAGGGACCACAAAAAGAUAUCCCUUCAAUUAAACGGUUCCCACGAGGCUCGGAGUAAACAAUUUGAAUGGUUCCAAAUGGGAGGCUUUGCGCAAAUGGAAGAUGACCAGGCUCUUUUGAUUGGUGCAUUCUCGAAAUUAUCAAAUAGUCUCUCAUUCUACAGACUACAUGUCAACUGGAACUUGUCCUCCCAAAACUCUAUGAAUGAUCCAUCUUUGAAAUUACAGCAUCUAUUGGAAAUAAAGCCCGAUUAUGUUGGCCCCCAGGGAGAGCUUUUAAACUUCACUAACUUUGAGCUACUCUCGCCUACACACGAUCGGCAGUCACCUUUGGAGCUGUUGAUGUGCUAUGAAGUUGCAGGUCUUAGCCGUUCGAUUGUUAAACGUUACAGCCUUAUAAAGGCUGUUCCAUCUGCUAUCUUAACUAUAGAAUUUGGGGUACUGAACACUGAAAUCCCUUCAUCUGGGAGCGAUUAUUCAUUUUCGGAAAACGAAGUCAUUACAUUUGACUCAGGAGUCACCGCGGCUAAAUCCUAUAACUCAGAAACACUUGUAAUUUUCAAGCUUAAAAAUGGACGGAUUGAAGUAUACAAUAGGAAAACGUGGAGAAAAGAAAAUCAUGAAUUCAACAAAAUUAACGCGUCGGCGUCACACGCAGCUACUUUAUCCUCUCCGUUUUGCACCGGUCUCAAUUUCCCGGAAAUCCCUCCUCCAGCAGUAACUGGAUGGUCAGAAAUAGCUCCCGCUUUAGGAGGCGUUCUCACGAAAUCUAGAUUUGAUGGCGAGUUGCAGUUUCAUCCCGUAACCGCUCCUGUGACCGAUGAUUCGCAAAACGACUCCAAUAUAGCUGCUGCUUUUGCUUACGCGUUUGUAUGCGCCAACCAUCUCCAAGCUUCUGGGGAAGAUCUGUCUAUUGCUAUCAAAACCUACAUGCUUCGAAUCCGACAACAAAGCGUUGCUCGUUCCGACGUAUUUCUCCGAGAAGUGAUCUGCAUAAUUUAUCACCUUUUCGGCCUAACUCCAGAUGCCUCAAAAGAAGUGAAAGAUAAGUUGAUAAUGAGCAGGCCUAUACAAAGAGCAAUGCUUUUACAACUUGAACUUGGUAGCUCUUUCGAUAACAGCAAUGUUUACAACAUGUCCAGAACCGCAAUGUCUCUUCGAAACAUUCUGUUUGCGUUCAAUGGCGUGUCUCGAAACAUCCAAGUUCUGAUUCACCACAGUGCUACCAUGAACUUUCAGCAAUCAAAUGGUAAGCUCUUUCAGUUUGCAUUCUCUAAACAGGACCUCAUAUACUCACUGAUACCUUGUGCCAAGUGGUUCGUGAAGCUAGUGACAUUCUUAACGCAGCAGAUGAUUGUGUUAGUUAAUUCGCCUCAAGACAAAGACAACACUCUUGUUCUCGGAAUUUUGAGCUCUAAGAUGACAAGGCAACUUCUGCUCUCAGUGCUAAGCGAAAUCAGAAAAAUAAUUCACCUAGUGACGAAGUUUCCAGAGACUGCAUUUCCUAUUCUCAACGAGUCGUCGAUCUAUCUCAGAAAGGUUCUCGGAGACUCACCUGUGAAUUUUGAAAAGUUUGAAACAUUCCUGGCUGACGUAAAUAAUAAGUUCACUUCACUAAGUGAGCAGCAAGCUCAAGGCAAUGCAAUGAAAGACUCAUACCUUAUUAUAGAAGGAGAUAUACCGGAGGAGAUUUCACACUUGAAAGAAUUCAUGCUGUCGUAUUCCAACACCGCUGUCCUAUCACAUAUUAAACCUUCAGAGGUUUACUUCUCUGAUACAAGAGGCUUACGCAUCUUUGCCUCAGAACUCUUCUCGGACUCUAUAUUCAAACUACUACAACCUCUCGAAAAGGGUCUCGUGGUUAAUAGCAAGGUCCUAUCGGAAUCAAUAUCUUCUAGUUCUUUUUGUGUGGCCGAGAGCGAUGACAUUUCUAAGGAUACUCUCAAAAAUCUGAAUGAGGGCCAAAAAGUUAAACGGUGUUGCAGAUGCGGUGCCAUAACUCGUGCUGGAUACACAGUAUCAAAAGACAACACUAUUGUACCAACAAGCAUCUCGACCAAACGAUGGACAAGUUUGUACCUGAAAACAUGCAUCUGCUCAGGGUUCUUAUAUGAGCUCUAA